Physella acuta is the source of this 1894-nucleotide messenger RNA. RefSeq names its product serine/threonine-protein kinase MRCK alpha. Gene Ontology annotation, molecular function: protein binding. NCBI's taxonomy places the organism in Eukaryota, Metazoa, Mollusca, Gastropoda, Physidae. The record is from RefSeq and is a predicted model, not a curated record.
UACAUGGUAAGGGUAAUUUGUGUUAUUGACUUGACUCUUUGUUCAUUGAAGCGGAGCGACAUUUUGUUACUACUGGAACUAGUUUGUCUGAAACAAGAGCAAACCAACUAAAAACUUUGUUUUAUUCUUCAGUCAAAAAUGCGUCCUAGAAUUCAAGUAAAAUAUGUUACAGAACACAUGAACUAUUUAAAAGAAAAUAUACACGUCAUUAAACCUGUGGUUGAAGCUUUACAAAUUGCAGUACAAAACAGUAAGACUUGGUUAAAAGAUAACAGUGACAACAAAUCUGUGACAUACUGUGAUCUUUGUCAAGAACUUGAAUCAGCAACCACAGCCAUGUUGGAUGUAGCGGAACAUAUUUUAAACGAAAAUAAAGACACUGUAGGUACUGAAGGAAGGUCAUUUUCAUCUCAGUCUACACCACAAACUACAGCAACAGAAAAACGUGACAGUAGUGAAUCAACAGAUCAUAAUCUUAAAGAACUUCAUCAAUUACCAGACGAGGACAACAUGGAUGUCAACAAACCAACGCCAUCUUUACCACAGCCUGACACACAGACAACAGCAACAUUUCUAACAGUAGAAUCACCAAGACAACUCAAGACACAAGUUCAACAUACAGCUGUUGAAGAACAUCCUGACCUAGAGCGUAGACUCGCCUAUAUUGAAACAACACUAUCUUCACUACAAGACACACAACACAAGUCUACAGAUGACAUAUCAGAAAUAAAACUAUGGAGAGACAACUUUGUAACAGAACAGAGUGACAUGGGGGUAAACAUUGAACAACUGACUAAAAAACAAAUGCAGAAUUUUAAAAACCUUAGAAAACAAAUGAGUGAACAAGAUAACAAAGUAAAAGAGCUGAACAAAGAAAUUGAAAGUUUAAAAGAAAAAGAAUCAAAGUCAAACAAAACACUAGAGAAACUGUCUCAAGAUAUACAAGAAUAUAAAAACAACGUACACAAAUUAAAUAAAGAGAUGCAAGAUUACACAGACAAAAUAGACAGUUUAACAGAAGAAAUUAAAAGACAUUCAGAUCAGAUGGUUGCCCUACAAGAAGAGAGUUAUAAAAUCAAGCUCAAUACAUUAACACAAUUAGAAAAGUACAGUUUAAUGAUCAAGCUUCUGCAACAGAGAUUGAUGCCCAUUGACAAACUGAUUCAAAUAUUUAACGAGAACUUGGAAGUCAAGGGAAGGAAGAAUAACAAAGAGUCACGUGUAUGUAACAGAUAUGCUUGUCAUGUACAGCUUGAUGAGCCUACACCUGUCAGUGAUAAAUCAAUUAUUUCAACAUUUAGGGAGGUACGUGAAUAUAACGGUCAACAUUUUAAUCGAAGAACAGGAAAAUUUGUAUCACCACAUGAUGGUUUAUAUCUUGUCUGUGUCACUCUACAUAAAUGGGAAAAUAAAAAGAUUAGAGUUGGUGUGAUGGCUGGAGGCAGGUGGUGUAACUCUAUAGAAGUGAAAUCUGCCGACACUAGCGCUGUUGGGUCAGUGGUUGUUGACAUGAAGAAAGGUCAAGAAAUGUACCUUGAAGUGUUUCUCGCUGGUCAAGGCGCAGCUUUAUCCUGCCUCAGUAGUUUUACUAUCGUAAGUUUAUAGAAGUACAACACCAAACAUAGUGGAUGGUAAAUUAUCAAAACAAUAAAACAUAUAACCACCAUGUUAAACACAUGCUAACAACUUUAUAUGUGUAGACUACAUGUCUACAAACAGUUGCAUGAUUUAUAUGUUGUUUUUUAAGUCAUCAUUUUCUUUCAAUAGAUUUAAUGUGAUCACUAAUUAUGUGUUCUACGUAACCACAAUGAUUGUAAAUCAAUAACGUUAUAGAAUAUAAGAUAACUCUGUUUUGUAUGUACUGUCUCAAUCACUGUAUUUGGGCGUUAUGUGU